Molecule: messenger RNA, 1596 nt
Organism: Paraphaeosphaeria sporulosa
Lineage: Eukaryota; Fungi; Ascomycota; Dothideomycetes; Pleosporales; Didymosphaeriaceae
Product: Arginase/deacetylase
Exons: 5
Coding region: 304-1596 (430 amino acids)
Cellular component (GO): cytoplasm
Molecular function (GO): arginase activity; manganese ion binding
Source: RefSeq, a predicted model, not a curated record
CAUCCGUCUCGAGGAGGUGCAUGGAUGAUACAGACUGGGCCACGAUCUGCAGUCUGUGGAAGCGGGGAACGGAUGGAACGGCCAGGAAAUUUCUGAUCGAGAAGCAAGAGGAUACAGUGAUGAUUCCCAAGAAUAGACAAUAAGAAAAAGGCCAGCCUGGAGUAGAAGUAGCGAAGAAGAGGGCUGUAUAAAGAGACACCGGAACCCUACGUUGUGGCCUACCAUCCAAAGCUGGUAGACAAUUUUUCUCCAUAUCAUUUCGACUACAGAUCUCUCGUAUACUCUUUUCACAAUAACCCCAUCAUGCUCUUCACCAAGGUCAUUACUGCGCUCUCUCUCGCGGCUCCAGUAUUAUCGAUUGGCGUCCGCAUAGCACAGUUCAGUGACGGAAAUUGCGUGUCUUCCAUUGAUCCAGCCAUCAACAUACUGAGGGACGGCUGCAGCACGUGGUCGACACCGGUUGGGAAGUCCAUGUCAGUCAGCACCUACGCAGCGAGUGGCGAUUCAGAUUUCUCAUGUUUGGCAGUCAUCGUCCAACUGCGACAACAUUCCGGACGCUACUGUUGGACCUCUGGCCACGGAUCCGCAGGACGGGGGGUGCAUCAUCAUGCCCAUCAGCGGUCAGGACUCAACCUCAUGGCUGUAGAGGAUAUUGGAUCUAUUUAUGCGGGCAAGUCAAGAACUCCAGAAGCUUUUCGUUCUGCCGGCCUUUUCACAAAACUGCAAGCAGCUGGAUAUGAAGUAAAGGGAUAUUCUGCCCUCACAGAACCCGCCGUUUGGUCAUCUUCAACGCGCGAACCGAGUGGAGCCCGCAACGAAAGCGCGACAGUAGCAGCCUGCCACCGGGUUUCUAAAGCUAUCACCGAUGUGCUGAACGAGGACCGUCAGCCCUCUUUCCACUUCAUCCUCUCCGGCGAAUGCCUCUAUACACCCGCCAUACUUUCAGCAUACUGGAAUUAUCUCCGUCCAACAACCCACAAGAUUGGCAUCAUCUACUUCGACGCUGAUGCAGAUCUGUACACGCCAUCUGACUCCGGAGGCAGUGGGAACAUCGCAGGCAUGACGCUCACGCACCUGACGCUUCGCGACGGCGCGCUGGACAGCAUGAAGAUAUUUUGCAAGCCCGACGGAUCCGGCGUCGUGGAUGAGACAAACAUCGUUCUCUUCGGCAUGAACUCGCAGUGUGAAGCGAAUAAGCGGGAGCACCUGGGCCAUCUCUUUGAUAACAACUUCCGCGUCCUCACUUCCAUCACUGUCCAACGCACCCCGGAAGAAAGCGCAGAGACAGGGCUGGCUUACAUGCGGGAGCAAGGAGUAGAUCAUAUAAUUGUUCACCUUGACGUGGAUGUCAUUGACCCGGGGGAGUUCCCGCUGUGCAAUGUGCCAAACUGGACGGGAUUGGGAUACGCGCAGACGAUGAGGGCGCUGGACGUGUUUCUGGGAAGUCGAAAAUGCGUAGGAUUGAGCAUCGCGGAGGUAAAUCCGGAUCAUGACCCAGGAUUGGUGAUGACCAGGCGGCUGGUGGAUGAUGUGGUUAAUGGGCUGGUGAGGAGGAGCGUGCAUGCGACGCUGCCAUGGGUUGGUGAGGAGGAGUAA